Prorocentrum cordatum is the source of this 1323-nucleotide messenger RNA. The record is from the annotation of a GenBank genome assembly. Lineage: Eukaryota; Dinophyceae; Prorocentrales; Prorocentraceae.
GUGUGCGCCGACGGGAUCGUGCCGGAGGCCGCGCGGGUGAUCUGCCUGAUGGGGGCACAGGUGCUGGUCAACUCGCUCAACAGCCGUGGCCCGGAUGAGCUGAGGGUGCACAUCCCCCUCCGCGCCAUCGAGAACGGCGUCUGGCACGUAGCCUCGAACUCCGUCGGCAACCCGAACCAGGCCGCGGGCCUGCUGUGGCCCUGGACCGGCGGCUCCGAGAUCUGCGAACCGAGCGGAAACCGCAUCCACGCGUCCGAGGAGGCAGACGACAUGAUCGUCGGCGAGGUCCGGCCCUUCGAGGCGGAGUCCAAGGCCUGCUCCUGGACGGACGACCUCCUCGCCAUGCGGCGCCCGGAGCUCUACGGCGCCAUGACGCGGCCGCUCGGGGAGGUGCCGUGUGCUGCAAUGUAUGGACCAGCGCCGAAGGUGCUCCCCUUCGAUGGCCCAGAGGUGGUGAAGGUCGCGAUGAUGCAGCUGAGCUUCACCCACACGCGGCCCUGCACCGAGUGGAUGACCAAGCGCCAGAUAUCCUACGCGUCGCGGCGCGGGGCGCAGCUGGGCGUGCUGCCCGCGCUGUGGUGCUUCCGGAGGGGGGAGGUGGAGGCCGACCCCAAGGGUGCGGCGGAGUACUCGGCCGAGGUGCUGCAGCGGAUGCUGCUCGCGGCGCGGGAGGGCGGGCUGCACCUCAGCUUCACCCUGGUGGAGGGCGGGCCCGGCGGGGAGCUGUACCACACGGCCUAUUUGAUCAAUGGUGACGGCGUGGUGGCGAAGUAUCGCAAGGCGCACCUGAGCUCGGCGGAGCUGCGCUGGGCCACGCCGGGGGGCGCGCUGGCGCAGGUGCACCAGACCUCGCUCGGGCGCCUGGCACUGAUGAUCGGCGACGAGGUUUGGAUUCCGGAGGUCUCGCGGUGCCUCGCGGUGGAAGGCGUGGAGAUCGUCCUGCACCCGGCCGAUUGGGAUCGUGUGGAGGCUGGGGAGAUGGCCGGGUGCGAGAGGAGCACCGAGAACCGCUUCCACCUGGUCUCUGUCACGAGGCUUGACUGCAAGGGCAAGCUAGGCUCUCAGACGAUGGUGGCUGGCGAGUACAUAGGUGGCGAGCCAGUACCGUUGGCCCGCUACGGCCAGGGCGUGUGGACGCGCCACAACGUCGAGGAGCAGGUGCACGUGGAGCUGCUGCGGCGCCAGGCGCACUGCAAGAUGAUGGGGGACCACCUGGACGUCUUGCGGAUGCGCUUCCCGGACCUCUACGACGUCUGCACGAGGCCCGCCGAGGAGCUCUUCACCUGGAGGAACAACCGCAAGAAGAGGAAGCUGGCCCCCUGA